This is a messenger RNA of Toxotes jaculatrix (banded archerfish), 2019 nucleotides long. RefSeq names its product cysteine-rich protein 2-like. The coding region runs from base 732 to 1535 and encodes 267 amino acids. The record is from RefSeq and is a predicted model, not a curated record. Lineage: Eukaryota; Metazoa; Chordata; Actinopteri; Toxotidae. The transcript is spliced from 11 exons.
GCAUUUAUAGAGCAAUUUCGCGAACAAUAAUAGUGUUAAAAACAAAUAGUUGAGCCAGUGUGUGCACGUGUCCAACGUGAGGCAAAACUUCAACUAAAAAAAUGGAUUCAUUAUCGUUCUAGCAUUUGGAUUAAUGGAAAAGCGGAUCGAGCCAAUAUAUUCUACUUCUUGACUCAACCGGCAGAAAAUACUGCAUGGCUCGUCGGCCUGAGAGACUCACGGGAGAGGAAAGUCCCUCUAUCACACAUUUGUUCUUGAAUAUCCAAUGCAGAAUGUCUCCUUCAUGAAGUGCCAGUUGUCUCCAGUCCACCUUAAUUUUUGCGUCUCGGUGCAAGAGAACCGAGAUGAACAUUGAGAGGAAAUGCUAACAGAAAGCAAAACUGCAGAAAGCAGAAAACGACUUUCUGUGAGGCGACAGAUGAUCCAACAAGCAUUUGGUUUGAGAUCCCUGCGUAUAAAAGAAUGGGCGUGGCUGACCUACUUCUGGAUUCCCUCCAGUUCUCCCGCUCACCUGUUCCUGAUCAGCCAGUUCUCCUGCACCUGUCUCACCUGGAUACUCCCUCUGCUCUGCCCUCUGGUCAUUGUUCCUGGACGUUCAGCCUGAUUCUGAACCGAUGAUCACCACAGAUACAUUCGUUGAUUAACAAAGCAUUGUGAGGAGUGCAUGGACAGAGGGUAGAGAUGCCAUUUCGUGUGCAGUUACUGCAUGAUGUCACCGUGAGGGCGGAGUUAUGCAAACGACGAAGAAGAAGCAAAGGGAGGAUGCGCGCCUCGGUCACUCCCAUCACCAUCAUCACCACCAUCCUCUGAGGUGUGUCUGCGCCGCUGGAGCUGCAGUCAGACGGCCAGCAGAAAGACGGGCUGCCGGUGGACCGACAGAAAACGACGCUCACUCUGUCCUGAUCCGGUUCACAGGGAACAUGGCGUCAAAAUGUCCCAAAUGCGACAAGACGGUGUAUUUCGCCGAGAAGGUGUCGUCUUUAGGGAAAGACUGGCACAAGUUCUGUCUCAAAUGCGAGCGCUGCAACAAGACGCUGAAUCCAGGAGGCCACGCCGAGCAUGAUGGGAAACCUUAUUGCCACAAGCCCUGCUACGCUGCCCUCUUUGGGCCAAAAGGCGUGAACAUCGGCGGAGCUGGUUCCUACAUUUACGACACUCCUGUCAACGAAGCCCCCGCAGCCGUCUCCAUGGAAACAGAUGCUAAACCAGAGGAGGAGAAAAAAGCCCCUGCCCGGGGACCAGUAAAGGCUGCAAGCUUUUCAUCUUUCUCUGGAGGACCCAACAUCUGCCCCAGAUGCAACAAGACGGUAUAUUUCGCCGAGAAGGUGUCGUCUCUUGGAAAAAAUUGGCACCGGCCCUGUCUGCGCUGUGAGAGAUGCAGCAAGACUCUGGCUGCCGGCAGCCAUGCAGAGCAUGAUGGACAGCCGUACUGCCACAAGCCAUGCUACGCUGUGCUGUUUGGACCCAAAGGUGUAAACACUGGAGGUGUCGGCAGCUACAUCUACGACGAUCCUGAAGCUGAGGCACAGCCUUGAGCCCUGAUGCUGUCUCCAGCUCCCAGACGAAGUUCCACCUCCAUGUCUCUUUGAUUUGCCUUCAGAUGUCAUGGUGACAAAUGAAAUGUACUGCACUCACAGGGAUGGAUAUUUAGAUGUUUAUGUUGUAUUUGUAUAUUGUUUAUAUAUCUAUUUUUUGUACUGAAACAAACCUUUAACAUGUCCUCCCAUGUGAGUUUCAGAUUUGCCUUUCAGUUUCUUGGUUCUCUUUGCCAAAUACUUAUUAGCCCAUUAUGUAGUGGAGCGACUGUUUUUUCACUCACGAGUAAUAGUUUUUAGAACUUUUGUGCACUUAAAACAUAUAAUGUAUGAAAAAAAAAAGUACCAGCCCACCAGUUUAUUGUCAGUGUUUUUUGAAGUUCAUCCUGGCUCUAAAAUGAAGGAUGGCGGAGUAGACGUAGUGAAGAGACGCACACUUUACCGAAUGUUAAUGAAGGUGAGUUUGGGGUCUGUUGUGAACAAA